AUGUCGACACAGGACGAGCUUCACAGCUACAAUGUGAUAGCAGGGCUAAGGCAAGAGCUAGAACCGCGCUCAGCAUCCGUUCCACCACGCAACAAACCAACAAGAAGGAAAGAGACCGAGCCUGUCACUCAGGGCAGUACCUUUAUUCAAGAGUCUUUCGAAUUCCCAGAAAAGCAGACAUGGCUCAAACCCAGGCCCAGACAACGAAGAGGUGUCAUGAACAGCCCUGACGACACCACUCUGUUUCCACUACCACAAAGCAAAGCUCCCGAGAAAGGUGAAGCCCUUUCCCUGGACAAGCACGCAGAUAGAAUAGCAGCCUUGAUUGCUCAGAAGAGGCGGGAAAAUGACUCCAAGCUAUUUCGAGAACGAAUGUCGACGCAGCAGAGGUUACAUCGCGGUGUCGACGACCAGGACCGAUUGAUCGCCGCAAGUCACGAUGAGCUUAGAAGGAAAAUGGAGCUGAGUGCGAAAGGCAUAUUCGAGGAGAAACCACCGGAUGGCAAAGAGCUCGAGUUUGUAUUGGUAGAGUCCUCAAUACCAGCUGUACAUGAAUCUUUACCUAUGGACUCGGUAGGGACGACUGGACAACCGAUGCUGCCUGAAGAUUACUCUUCGGACGACGACAUUGAUACGAGUGGUCUUCAAUAUUCGUUCGAAUCUGACUUUGUAGAAGAGACUCCCUCAACACGCACUGACGAUUCCGAUAUCGAUGAAGAGAUUGUGACAGCACAUGCAAUUGAAGCCUCUGUCCCGCUACCGCAGCCCAAUGUUUCGAUGACAGCUCCACAGAAGAACCAUUUGCAUCACAGCACGGACAUCGAAACAAAUCUAUAUCAAAGUCAAACAAGCACGACAACCCAGACCCAGAUCCACGCGAUAUCUACAUCUACCCGUACAGUUUAUCCUCAGUCUCAGCUGUUUUUUGCUCAACCGAGGUUUGCCAACCACAGAUAUAACAAUCCACAUAUUUGGGAUCCAUUGCCGACACAGCAGCCUGCACACCAGCAGUGGACAAGUCAGAUGUGGCAAGCUCUGCCUUCGGCUCUACCGCUAUCAUAUCAGGCACCGCCUGUUUUGGGAAGCGUCGAUACACCACGACCGGAAUCUCAAAGCCUUCCGGCUUCCCUGCCACAGCAAACACAAAACCCCGCCUACUUGCAGUCAAUAGGCAUGACUCAAGACUUUAUGCAUUCAGUCUCGGACAAUUACAUCUCCUGUCCACCUACUUUCGCAUCCAUAGAAACAGAUAACAACGUCUACAACCACGGCAUUUCUCAGCCUCAGGCAGCUUCCAAUUCCCUAUCCACCUUCGACCUUCCAAGUGAAUCGCAUCCAGCUGCCUCCCGAUCAAACGUCAAUAUCUUCACUGGUCAAGCGCGAGAAAACGGAAUUAUAGGCGGUAACAACAAUUGGGCGGAGCCAGUCGGUGAGAAGAGGAAGAACAUGUUCUCAAAUAGGGCUUGA
Messenger RNA from Lithohypha guttulata, 1467 nucleotides. RefSeq lists its product as uncharacterized. The record is from RefSeq and is a predicted model, not a curated record. NCBI's taxonomy places the organism in Eukaryota, Fungi, Ascomycota, Eurotiomycetes, Chaetothyriales, Trichomeriaceae. The coding region runs from base 1 to 1467 and encodes 488 amino acids. The transcript is spliced from 2 exons.